AUGCCUUCUACCCCUAUAUUGACACCGGUAAAUUCUACGAAUGGAAGUACCAACUCAACGAACCCAUUGCAAGAGCCCAUGGAGAUUCAAUUUGAAAUCAUGUUUGUUAUGGUGUUAUACGCUUGUCUAGCAGUCACAGGAGUCGGAGGUAACUGUUGGGUUUUAAUCAAAGUGGUCAAACAGCUAUCUGGAUGUUCCACGAACCGAAGUAGACCCUACAAAACGGUAGUCCAAUCAUCAGCCUACGUUUAUCUCAUUCUUCUAUCAGUGGUGGACUUGUUGUCCCUUAUCCCAGUUCCUAUGAUAGUCACUGAUGUCUACGUGAAUCACUUUCCUUUCGGAUUAUGGGCCUGUAAACUGAGCUACUUCUGUGAGGCAAUCAACAAGUCCUUGAGUCCCAUGGUACUGACUGCACUUUCUGUGGAUCGGUACAUUGCUGUCUGCCACCCAACUCUCUAUUGGCUUCGAACCACUAAAUUCUCCUUAUGCGUACUUGCUGUCUGCUCUUCGAUCUCUCUGAUUUUCAUCAUCCCCGUGACCCAAAAAGCGACCAUGCAAGUGAUGAAAGACAAUAUGGAUGAGGAGAUUAUGAAGUGUGCGUUUGAUGGAGGAUCUGCAAGUGUUCUUUUCGACUUGGCUCAAGCUAUCGUGUGCUAUAUGGUUCCUCUCAUGCUCAUUUGUGGUGUCUACCUAGCUAUUCUUCAUAAACUCUACCGUCAUACCCGUUUUUCAACUGUUGGAAAGAAAACAAGCAUUUCUUUGGGUAGAGUCGUCAAGUGCAGUGUGAUGGUGGUUGCUUUCUACUUCAUUUGCUGGACCCCUUAUUGGACAAUGCGGUUUCACUAUCUCGUUGUGAGGUUAUUGGAAAAAUACAGAGAUGGUGGUCCCGUGAUGAUGGAUGUUGUAGAGACGGUAACUGAGGCAUUGCCAGAAGGAGUAGAGAAAACCUAUUUCUUCGGGUUAUUCUCGGAGAAACGCAUGCACAACAUCGAAAUCGCCAUGAUCUACAUUCUACACUCUCUCACCUACGCCCAAUCCGCGUUCAACUGGCUCUUCUAUUCCUUUCUCAACCGGAACUUACGCUCGAACACAGGCCGAGCAAAUGGAACACGAUCAGCCAUUAACACAUCCGUGUUUGACAACGGAAACGCAACCAGCACAGUCAACACGUCUCUAACGCCGAUCUGGAAGAAUAUCCAACAAAUGGGAAGUCAUAUCAAGACUGCUGGACUUGACACGCGUUCCGCGCUUAUGAAAAAAUCGCCGUUCAAGGGGAAAUCCAAAAUUCAGUCGAGAAGCGCCGCCUACCUUGAUUGUUCAUCUGCUCACAUGCUGCGACCAUCAUCUGAAAACACAUUGAGCUCUUCACUUCUUGAUAUUCCAAGAAGGCCGUCAUUGGUACCUAGACAAGAACCCUCUCUUGUCGGGAAAGCUCUCUCUUUUACGAACAUUCCCCAACCCCAAUAUCAACGGAUAGAACAGAAAGAAGAAUCUUCUCACGGAGGAGUAUCCGAGAGUUCUUCUGUCGAAUGGCUGUAG
Messenger RNA from Caenorhabditis briggsae, 1539 nucleotides. Bases 1 to 1539 code for a protein of 512 amino acids. Gene Ontology annotation, biological process: G protein-coupled receptor signaling pathway. Gene Ontology annotation, cellular component: neuron projection; membrane. Gene Ontology annotation, molecular function: G protein-coupled receptor activity; peptide binding. The record is from RefSeq and is a predicted model, not a curated record. NCBI's taxonomy places the organism in Eukaryota, Metazoa, Nematoda, Chromadorea, Rhabditida, Rhabditidae. The transcript has 3 exons.